AUGACGUGUGAACGAAAAGACCACGGCCAAUUGUUGCUGAAGAAUGGGAGCGAGCAGAACUCCGGAUGCAGGCGUUAUCCGUUCGAUGAGAUGGAUGAUGUUGGGGAUAACCUGGGUGUGCCAAAUGUGUGUAGCUCACCGCAAUUCCUUAGACCAGGCUUGUUGCGUUGUCCGACGUACGUUAAACACAAGCUGCCAAAUGGUUGGUGCAGUGUUGGUGGUUGGUUGGUGCAAUGUUGGUAG
Messenger RNA from Gongylonema pulchrum, 243 nucleotides. The record is from the annotation of a GenBank genome assembly. Lineage: Eukaryota; Metazoa; Nematoda; Chromadorea; Rhabditida; Gongylonematidae.